Messenger RNA from Didymella exigua CBS 183.55, 1314 nucleotides. RefSeq names its product glycoside hydrolase family 28 protein. The transcript is spliced from 4 exons. Gene Ontology annotation, molecular function: polygalacturonase activity. The coding region runs from base 1 to 1314 and encodes 437 amino acids. NCBI's taxonomy places the organism in Eukaryota, Fungi, Ascomycota, Dothideomycetes, Pleosporales, Didymellaceae. The record is from RefSeq and is a predicted model, not a curated record. Gene Ontology annotation, biological process: carbohydrate metabolic process.
AUGCUUCUCUUCCACUCCUUCCUCGUAGCCCUCAUAGCUGUCGCCAACGCCUCGAGUGUGAGCAAGGCCCCACAACGCCCUCAGUUGCAAGCCACUCCGCUGCAGCCGUACAAAGCCUUCCCUGCCUCCCCUCCACGCACAAAGACUUGCUUCGUCAAGCCAGCCAAGAAAGGAGGAGACGAUGCCAAAAACAUCCUCGAAGCCUUCAGAAAAUGCAACAACGGCGGCACCAUCGUCCUGGACAAGGAGUACACUAUCUGCUCCCCGCUUGAUCUCCGCUUCCUGAAGCACGUAGAUGUGGCGCUGACCGGCACCGUCAAGUUCUGCGACGAUGUGACUCGCUGGCUGCCCCUCACAUUCCAGUUUCCGUUCCAAGAAGGCUCGUCGUGGUGGCUGUGGGGCGGCAAAGAUAUCAACCUGUACGGCCUUGGUGUGGGUACCAUCGAUGGCAACGGACAGGCAUGGUGGGAUGCUAAUGCCGCCAAUUCCACGGUGAAGCGGCCUUUGCUCUUUGUCACCGAUGGCUGGGAGGGUGGAUCGAUUACGGGCUUGAAGAUGCGACAGUCUCCAAACUGGCACAAUCUCAUCGCGAACAGCUCCGGCAUGCUGAUCAGCGAUAUCGACAUCUAUUCGCGAUCGACGUCGAACAACUUCGCUAAGAACCUGGACGGGUGGGACACAUACCGCAGCGACAAUCUCGUGAUCCAAAACAGCUACAUCGACCACGACGACGACUGUGUAUCCUUCAAGCCCAACAGCACCAACAUCAUCGUGCAAGGGCUGGUCUGCAACUCAUCGCACGGCAUCUCCGUAGGCUCGCUGGGCCAGUACCCCGGCGUCUUCGACGUCGUCGAGAACUUGUACAUCUUCAACAUCUCCAUGAGCAACGCGACCGACGGCGCGCGCCUGAAGGUGUGGCCCGGCGCCGACGUCGAGAAGCCCGUGGGCUGGGUCGGCGGCGGCGGUGCGGGACGAGUGCGCAACGUGACGUACGAGCGCUUCUUCAACGACAACAAUGACGGCGCGAUUAAGAUCGACCAGUGCUACGGCGCUGUCAGCGCGGCUGAGUGCGCCGCGGACCCGAGCCUGGUCAUCUUGACGGAUAUUGUGUUCAAGGACUUCUGGGGCACUACGAGCACGAAGCUGGAUCCGGUUGUGGGGUCGCUGAUCUGCAGUUCGGAGGAUUCUUGCAGCAAUAUUCGAGCCGUGAACGUGACGGUGCAGGCCCCGAGCGGGAAGAGUCCUCGAUGGUCGUGUCGCAACAUGGACAAGGCGCUGCUCGAUCUGAGCGGGGUCGGGUGCGUCGACGCAUGA